ACAGCACCAGCACCACCCCCUGCGGAGAGGAACACCACCAUGACCUGCUGAGAACUCCACUCAAACCACAUCACACGCUACAGCACCCCGCCACGUCACUCCACCAGCAGGGAGCUCCAAGCAGGUGUGUGUCCAGAAGUGUGUACGUGACGUGACGUCCUGAACCCUCCUCAACAUGGCGGUCAAUCUUCCCCUCGUCCUCCCCUCUCUUCCUCUCUCAUCCCUCUCUCAGCGCCUCUCCUCCUUCCUCCUCCUCUUCCUCUUCCUCUUCCUGGGCUCCACGCCCCGCCCCUCCCUGGCUGGCUCCGCCCCCGACCCCUCGGCAGCAGCGGCGGCGGCGGGGGGGAACUGCUCGAGCGACGACGUGUGUAUGGACGGCGUGGUGCUGCCCGUCUGGAACCCCCAGAACCCUGCGGUGGGCGAUAAGGUGGCGCGUGCCAUCGUCUACUUCGUGGCGCUCAUCUACAUGUUCAUGGGCAUGUCCAUCAUCGCCGACCGCUUCAUGACGUCCAUCGAGGUGAUCACGUCGCAGGAGAAGGAGAUCACCAUCAAGAAGUCCAACGGCGAGACCACCACGGCCACGGUGCGCAUCUGGAACGAGACCGUGUCCAACCUGACGCUCAUGGCGCUGGGCUCGUCCGCCCCGGAGAUCCUGCUGUCGGUCAUCGAGGUGUGCGGGCACGGCUUCGACGCGGGCAACCUGGGCCCGUCCACCAUCGUGGGCAGCGCGGCCUUCAACAUGUUCGUGAUCAUCGGCAUCUGCGUGUACGUGGUGCCCGACGGCGAGGUGCGCAAGAUCAAGCACCUGCGCGUGUUCUUCGUCACGGCCGCCUGGAGCAUCUUCGCCUACAUCUGGCUCUACCUGAUCCUGGCGGUCAUCUCGCCCGGCCAGGUGGACGUGUGGGAGGCCGUGCUCACCUUCCUGUUCUUCCCCGUGUGCGUGGUGCAGGCCUGGGUGGCCGACCGCCGCCUGCUCAUCUACAAGUACGUGCACAAGCGCUACCGCGCCGACAAGAGCCGCGGCAUCAUCGUGGAGACCGAGGGCGUCAGCGACAGCGUCUUCGCCAAGAUGGACGUGGAGAUGGACGGCCAGGGCGCCAACUCGCACCACCACAAGGAGGCGCUAGACGGCAUGCUGGCCGGCGUGGAGGAGGGGGGGGGAGGAGGAGGAGGAGGAGGGGGGGGCAGCCGUGAGGACGAGGAGGCGCGCAGGGAGAUGGCACGCACGCUCAAGGACCUCAAGCAGAGACACCCCGAUAAGGACAUGGAGCAGCUGAUCGAGAUGGCCAACUACCAGGUGCUGGUGCAGCAGCAGAAGAGCCGCGCCUUCUACCGUAUCCAGGCGACGCGCAUGAUGACGGGCGCCGGCAACAUCCUGAAGAAGCACGCGGCCGACCAGGCGCGCAAGGUGGUCAGCUGCCACGAGGCCAACGCGCAGGAGGAGGACCCCCACACCGUCUACCUGCAGUUCGAGCCCUUCCACUACCAGUGCUUCGAGAACUGCGGCUCGCUCAAGCUGACCGUGGGGCGCCACGGAGGGGACCCCGGCUGCACCGUCAAGGUGGACUACCGUACUGAGGACGGCACUGCCAACGCUGGCUCGGACUACGAGUUUGCGGAGGGCACCCUGGUGUUCAAGCCCGGCGAGACGCUGAAGGAGUUCACGGUGGGCGUGAUCGACGACGACAUCUUCGAGGAGGACGAGCACUUCUACGUGCACCUGAGCAACCCGCGCGUCGUCCACCGCGCCGAGGUCUCCGUGCUCGACCCCUCCGCCGUCGCCACGGGCAACAACAGCAUGCUGGGCCUCACCGCGCCGCUCAACUCGUCCCCGGCGCCGCCCCCCAAAGCCGCGCUCGGCAACGCCCACACCGCCACGGUGACCAUCUACGACGACGACCACGCGGGCAUCUUCACGUUCAAGAGCGCGUCCACGCGGGUCAGCGAGAGCGUGGGCACCAUGCAGGUGAAGGUGCACCGCACGUCCGGCGCCCGCGGCAAGGUGGCCGUGCCGUACCACACGCAGGAGGGCAGCGCCAGCGCCGGGGAGGACUACGAGGAGGGAGCCGGCAAGCUGGAGUUCCUCAACGAUGAGACCAUGAAGAUUCUGGAGGUGAAGGUGAUCGAUGAUGAGGAGUACGAGAAGAAUAAAACCUUCACCAUUCACCUGGGGGAACCAGUCCUGCUGGAGAUAGGACAGAAACACGGUGACUCCAAUGAUAACAAGCCUGCUGUGGGGAUGGAGGAGGAGGAGGUGGCCAAGAUGGGCUGUCCCAGUCUGGGGGAACACACCACACUGGAGGUGGUGAUCGAGGAGUCCUACGAGUUCAAGAACACAGUGGAUAAGCUGAUUAAGAAGACCAACCUGGCUCUGGUGGUGGGCAGCAGCAGCUGGAGAGAGCAGUUUGUGAGUGCCGUGACGGUCAGUGCAGGCGACGAUGAUGAGGAGGAGAGCGGUGAGGAGCGACUGCCCUCCUGCUUCGACUACAUCAUGCACUUCCUCACGGUGUUCUGGAAGGUUCUGUUUGCGUUCGUGCCGCCCACGGAGUACUGGAACGGCUGGGCCUGCUUCCUCGUGUCCAUCUCGCUCAUCGGCCUGCUGACCGCCAUCACGGGCGACCUCGCCUCCCACUUCGGCUGCACCAUCGGCCUCAAGGACUCCGUCACCGCCGUGGUCUUCGUCGCCCUCGGGACCUCCGUACCAGACACCUUUGCCAGUAAGGUGGCAGCUAUCCAGGACCAGUACGCGGACGCGUCCAUCGGUAACGUGACGGGCAGCAACGCGGUCAACGUGUUCCUGGGCAUCGGCGUGGCGUGGACCAUCGCCGCCGUCUACUGGCAGAGCCAGAACAAGGUGUUCCACGUGCCGGCCGGCUCGCUGGCGUUCUCGGUGACGCUGUUCACCACGCAGGCGCUGGUGUGCGUGAUGGUGCUGCUGUACCGCCGCCGGCCCGGCGUGGCGGGAGGAGAGCUGGGCGGCCCGCGGGGUCCUAAGCUCCUCACCACGCUGCUCUUCGUCUGCCUCUGGCUCGUCUACAUCAUGCUCGCCUCCCUCGACGCCUACUGCUACCUGCCCAGCUUCUAG
Molecule: messenger RNA, 3085 nt
Organism: Sardina pilchardus (European sardine)
Lineage: Eukaryota; Metazoa; Chordata; Actinopteri; Clupeiformes; Clupeidae
Gene: slc8a4a
Product: solute carrier family 8 member 4a
Exons: 10
Coding region: 176-3085 (969 amino acids)
Biological process (GO): calcium ion import across plasma membrane; cell communication; sodium ion transmembrane transport
Cellular component (GO): axon; sarcolemma; postsynapse
Molecular function (GO): calcium:sodium antiporter activity
Source: RefSeq, a predicted model, not a curated record